AAUACCAACUCAAAAAAGGUCCAAUCUAACGUACGUCAAGAUGGAAAAUGAGAUGGAAGAAAAGUUUGAAGAUUGGAGAGGGAGGGAGACUAUUCCUGGCAAACAUGGUGGGAUUAGAGCUGCUUCUAUUGCUUGCGUUGUGGGGCUAUUGGAGAACAUGGUGUCCAUAGCUAUUGGAAACAACAUGGUCUUAUAUUUCAUGGAAUCAAUGCAUUACUCUCCAGCCGAAGCAGCGAACAUGGUGACCAAUUUCAUUGGAACAUCGCAUUUGGUCACUCUCUUUGGUGGUUUCGUGGCCGAUUCGUUCUUCACUCGCUCCACCACUUUCAUUAUCUUCUGUUCUAUUGAUAUCUUGGGUUUGAUUGUGUUGACACUCCAAGCUCAUAACCCUAAUCUACAACCUGAAGGAAAUAAAACACCUUCAACUCUUCAAUCAAUGAUUCUCAUCACUGGACUUUAUGCGAUCUCUUUUGGUACGGGUGGUACUAGACCCACGUUGCUUGCACACGGAGGCGAUCAGUUUGACAGUGGACACCAGACACUGAUCUCAAAAUUGUUCAGUUGGUACUACUUUGCUAUCUGCAUUGGAUGGCUCAUGGCUGUAACCGUUAUGGCGUGGAUCAAAAAUAUAUUCGAUAUAUCAAUCGUGCUUCUAGCGGUCGCCCUAUGCAUUUUCGUACUAGGAUUACCAUUUUACCGAUUAAAACGCCCUAGUGGAAGUCCGUUAACAAGAAUUGCAAAUGUGUUUAUUUCUGCCGCAAGAUAUCGAAAUGGUUCUAUCUUGGAUGUAGAGAUGUUGCAAAGUCUUACAUCUACGGACAACAACAUUCACCACCACAAGUUAAAGUGUUUAGAUAAAGCAUUGCUGAACAAAAACAUCUCAAGAACACAAGUUGAAGAAACAAGAACAUUUCUCGGUCUCCUACCAAUCUUUUUGAGCACGAUUGUCAUGAAUAGUUGUGUGGCACAAUUAUUGACCUUCACAGUACAACAAGGCAUGACCAUGAAUCGAAAGAUAUCUCCUUCGUUCGAGAUACCCGUACCUUCACUCAACGCCAUCACUAUCAUCUUCAUUCUCGCUUCCAUACCCUUAUAUGAACUCUUUGGCAAAAAUAUCAACAGAACAUCAAGCUUCUCUUUGAAACGCAUUGGACUCGGCCUAACUCUCUCGUCUAUAUCAAUGGCGGUUGCAGCCAUCGUCGAGGCCAAUAGGAAACACGAGGCAGUUCAAAACGGCUUCAGAAUCUCUGUUUUCUGGCUAUUGUUUCAGUAUACCAUGCUAAGUUUCGCGGAUAUAUUGACCUUGGGAGGCAUGCAAGAGUUUUUCUAUAGAGAAGCUCCCACGAGUAUGAAGAGUAUGAGCGUAGCAUUGAGCUGGUGCUCCAUUGCAAUGGGUUUCUUCCUUAGUUCAUUUCUUGUGGAGAUCACAAACGCAGUCACGGGAAAGCUUGGCCAUCAAUGGUUGGGUGGGGAGGAUCUCAACAAAUCUAGACUUGAUAUGUUUUAUGUGCUUCUAUGUGUUCUUAAUACUCUUAAUCUUCUCAACUAUAUUUUCUGGGCAAAGAGAUAUUGAGUGAAUGAAUAUGAUUCUAAGUUGUUUGUA
Molecule: messenger RNA, 1603 nt
Organism: Camelina sativa (false flax)
Lineage: Eukaryota; Viridiplantae; Streptophyta; Magnoliopsida; Brassicales; Brassicaceae
Product: protein NRT1/ PTR FAMILY 4.2
Biological process (GO): transmembrane transport
Cellular component (GO): membrane
Molecular function (GO): transmembrane transporter activity
Source: RefSeq, a predicted model, not a curated record